AUGGAAGAGAAAGAAGCCAAGAAACCUUCCAAAGAGGAGAAAGAGAAAGAAGUCAAGAAACCAUCCAAAGAAGAGAAAGAGGUCAAGAAACCUUUGGAAAAAGAGAAAGAAGUCAAGAAACCUCUUAAAGAAGAGAAAGAGGUCAAGAAACCAUCCAAGGAAGAGAAAGAAGCCAAGAAACCCCCAAAAGAAGAUAAAGAAGUCAAGCAACCUCCUAAAGAAGAGAAAGAAGUAAAGAAACCUCCCAAAGAAGACAAAGAGGUCAAGAAACCAUCCACAGAAGAGAAGAAACCUCCAAAAGAAAAGAAAGAGGUCAAGAAACUAAUAAAGGAAGAAGCAGAAGUAAAGAAACCAUCCAAAGAGGAGAAAGAAGUGAAGAAACCUUCCAAGGAAGAGGCAGAAGUUAAGAAACCUUCUAAAGAUGAAAAAGAAGGGAAGAAACCUUCCAAAGAAGAGAAACCAUCUAAAGAAGAGAAAGAAGUCAAGAAACCUUCUAAAGAGGAAAAAGAUAAGAAACCAUCUAAAGAAGAGGGCGUGAAGGAACCAUCCAAAGAAAAGGCAGAAGUAAAGAAACCUUCAAAAGAGGAGAAAGAAAAGAAGACAGUGGAGCCUUCUAAGAAAGAGGUUGAACACAAGAAACCUUCUAAGGAUGAGAAAGAAGAGACUAAAAUAAAGUCUCCCACUGAGGAUAAAGAUGUAAAGAAGCCUGUAACGAAGGAAAAAGACCUGAAGAAGCCCCCUGUGGAGGAAAGACCUCCCAAAAAAGAGGAAAAACCAGCAAAAGAAGAGAAGGAACCAACAAAGCCUAAAGAGGCCAAAAAGCAUCUUAAAGAAGAGAAGGAAGAAAUACUGCCUCCAAAAGAAGAAAGAGAACAAAAGAAGCCUUUGAAAGAAGAGAAGGAACCACCUAAAGAGGCCAAAGAAGUUAAAAAGCCUCCCAAAGAAGAACCAGAAAAGAUCUCCAAAGAGAAGAAACAACUAGCCAAGCCUUCUAAAGAGGUAAAAGUCCUGAAGAAGGAACAUCUGAAUGUUACAAAAGCAGCUGAUGAACCCAAGAGGGCAGUAAAGGUGCUGAAAGCUGUGAAAAAGCACAUAGCUCCUGUCCUGAAAAAGAAACACCUUAAUGUUACAAAAGCAGAAGUUCCUAAGGAGAAAGCAAAACCAGAACCUGCAAAGAAAGUUGCAGCUCCCAAGGAGCCCAGGAAGGAACCAAUGCAAAUCAAACCUAAACCUGUUAAACCAGAAGUUCCAAAGGAAAAGGCCAAAGCUGCUCCUGCUAAGAAAGAACUAGAGGCCGCUCCCAAAAAUGCUUCUCUGGUAAAAGAGAGAGUGAAAAUAGUGCUUAUGAAAAAAGAAGUCAAGGUGCCAAAAGAGAAAGUCAAAGCAGUCUCUGCAAAGAAGACAGAAGUUCCAAAGGAAAAGGCCAAGGCUGCUCCUGCUAAGAAAGCAGCUGUUGCUCCUAAAGAAAAGGCCAAACCAGUCAUCUUGAAAAAAGAACUAGAGGCCGCUCCCAAAAAUGCUUCUCUGGUAAAAGAGAGAGUGAAAAUAGUGCCUAUGAAAAAAGAAGUCAAAGUGCCAAAAGAGAAGGUCAAAGCAGUCUCUGCAAAGAAGACAGCAGCUGAGGUUUCAAAACAGAAGCCCAAAGCCGUUCUUGCAAAGAGCGAACCUGCUCCACCCAAGACAAAACCAGCCCCAGUCGUCAAAGAGGCUGAAGUAUCACACAAAAAUGUCUCGCUAGCAAAGGAGAAGGUCAAGGUUGUGCCACUGAAGAAAGUGUCUGUAACUCCAAAAGAGAAAGCCAAACCAGCAACAACAAAAAAAGAAGCUGAGGUUCUCAAGGAGAAGAAGGCUGAGCCAGUGACACCCACAAAAGCACCUGCUAUUAAAGCGAAACCUAAAUCUGCUGAAAAGAAGAAAGAACCUGAGGCCAAGCUGGUUCUUGCCAAAAAAGCCCCCGAGGUUAAAAAGGAAAAGCCAGCUCAUGAAAAGAAAGCUCCUUCUAAAACAGAGGCUGAGACAAAGAAGGAAAAGGUCAAAACACUCCCAAAGAAGAAAGAGCCCAAAGUACCAGAAGAAAAAGUCCAACCAGCUGUUACAAAAGCUUUGUUGAGAGAAAAGUCCAAACCAGUCCAUGUGAAGAAAGAACCAGAGACUCCUAAAGAAAAGGACAAACCUGCUGCAGUGAAGAAAGCCAUGAUAAAGAAAAUGACCAAACCAGUCCGUGUGAAGAAAGAGCCUGAGGUUUUAAAAGAAAAAGUCAAACCCAGUGCAACAAAGAAAGAGGACAGAGUUGUUAAAGAAAAACCAGAGCCUGUAAAGAAAGAAAAAACUGUUGAGAAGAAGGCAGGCAAAGAAGAUAAAGCUAAAGAGGACAGAGUUCUUAAAGAGAUACAGCAGCCUGCAAAGAAAGAAAAAUCUGCAGAGAAGAAAGUUGCCAAGGAGGAGAAAGUAAAAGUAGAGCCUUCUGUAUCGGACAGCUUUAUUAUGGAAGAUGAGCUGCCCUACUUCCAGUGUUUCUUUGUGGACGAGGACGAGGCCCAGUUUCCGUUCUACGCCUUCUCGCCGCUGCAGAUUUGAAGCUUCAGUCUGAAUCCAGUCUGAGGUUUACAAUUUAGUCAAUUUACUGAUAACGACAAGGUCACGUCACGGCCUGCCCUGCGCUGCUGAAACGCAGCCUGCUGUUCACUGAUGGGUCUUCAGGAGAAAACCCUGGACAGCAAAGGAUGAUGGGUGAUUUUAUGUGAUGGACCGAUUUUAUUUUUAUUCCCAGAUUUGGUUGAGCUCUCGUACCAAAUACAUGCAGCCAGUGUCAUUCCUUUUCCAUUUUAUUUAUUUCUUUUUGUGUGUGUGUGUGUUUAAUUCUUUUUAAAAGGUGGAUAUCAUGAGACUAUUUAAAUGGAACAAUGUAGUAUUGUGGAGCAUUCAUUUAGAUCCUCCCAGCAACACGUGCAAAUGAUGGUGCAUUUUUCGUGUAGAAUAUGUUCAACUGUAAACAGGGUACAUAAAUGGCCACAAUUGCUAAAUCAAGGUGGACGGGUGUUCAAUUCCUCUCAGCCCACAUUUACUUGAAAAGUGGUUUGUACAGUAAUUGUACAUACAUUUUUAUGCUCAGUCAUCUUUGUAAUUUUAGCUUUAUUGCAUUGUAGAUGGCGAAGUUUUUAAAGUUAUCCUGCUUUUAGAGCCCUUGAAUCAACAAUUUUAGUGUAUAGGUUCAUUUCAAGGAAACAUUUCUAACACAUAUUCCUCUAUUUUCUUCCCUAAUGGGUACAAACAAUGAAUCAAAGCAUUAAUGAAAGGAAAGGGAUUUUUUUUUCUUGUCUGUUUCUAUUUGUUAAGUGUAAAAAGGAAUGACCAUGCAGUAUAUGAGAGCUCCCAAACAUAGAGAGGAAACACGACCUUUAAAGUCUUAUUAAAAUGUGCAUGUGCACCAGCUCCUCAUUUUGACAAUAGUGCUAAAAACAUAUACCAUCAAAGUAUCAGAUUCAUUCUAUAAUUGGACGACGUGUUGUCCAGCGACUUGCUCGUUUGAAUUUGAAGCCACUUGUUUUAGUCAGUGAGAGGGCGAGUCUUUCCUUGCACUGUUAUCGAAGAUGUUUUACAGGCUGGAACAUUAAAAGUACAGCAAGGGCACAUGUGAUGAAUUUUUUUAGUCAAAAGGGAUGGCCGCUGUAAAAAAGAACAGCAGUUCCUUGAUAGACCAAAAACGCACUGUCACUAACUUCAGUGGCUGUUUGUCUGUGUGCACGACGUGGAAACACGAUAUAUUUUUAGCAACCUUUUGAACAGGUUCUUAUAAACCAGAAAGGGGCGGAAAACACUAGUAAAUUUAUGUUUUUAACAUAUAUUACAUGAUAUUAAUGCAUAUCUCAUAUUAUAAUACUGUGCGAAUACAGAAGGUAACAGGAUUCAUAUGACAGUUUAUGAACAUCCUGUGCGUGUUAUGUACAGUUUGGAUGAUUUCAGAUUGAUUUCGAAUACUGUAAAUGCUCAAAGAUGAAACAUGUAUUUAAAAUCUCUGAAGAAUGAGAGAUGAUGACGAGAGAGCUGCAAGAAUCGGCUCUUCUACAGGUUAAUUUGUCAACCUGGAUGUUUUUAUUGGUGGGUGUAAAUGAAACCUUUACAUCCGCACAGCGUGUGAUUACACACAGUUUGUUGCAGAGGGCGUCACAUGUUCGGAUGAUCUCACAUGUAAACUGGUGCAUUGUUAUUCAGCUUGUGCCAGCUGUUGUUUACAUAUGGCUCUUAAACAUUUUGCUCCAUAUGCAGCAUAGAAGUUAUAGAGCUUAGUACAGCUUGUGACACUAAUCCUAAAGUAAAGCCCACUUAUCUUUUUUAUUGCAAUAAUAAAAACACAGCCUAUGACCAUACAAUCCUCUAACUGUGACAGCUGGAGUUUUAUGUUCAUGCUCCACUGAGGAAGUUGUAGGCGUUUUGUUGUUGAAUAUUUCUAUUUUCGAGUUAUUGGAUUUCAGUUUUAAGAAAAUUGACGCUAACAUAACAAAAGAUAUUUUAACUAAUAGUGACAAAAGAUAAAUAUUUAUUGAAAUGAACUGAAUUAUAUCUAAAGAUUCACUUUAACCAGGUAAACGUGCAAUACAUACAUGUUUUAAUAUCUCAGUGAUCAAAGCGUUGAAUGUUUGUCUGAUAGUGAAUGAAAUGUGCAUGAUGUGUGUUUGUGUGUGUUUUAUGCUCUCAAAUGUAUUUAUGAUUUUUUCCCCCCCAACUUUGAGAAUAGCAACACUAAAUACUUGAACUUAUUUAACAACAGUAACUGACAUUUGUCUCUCAGCUGUGUUGCUAACAUCAUGUACGUACCUAACUAUUCAUAUUCAAAAUAAUCUCAUUGUAAAUAGAUGAACAGACAGUUUCAACCAUUUACCGCUCUGUAACUGCAGUUCAAAUCACAUUAUGUAUCAUUUGUCAAGUACACCUUCCUUAUGCUUGUGAAUAGUAGCAAUUUGACAUUAAAACAUGGCAACGCAA
Molecule: messenger RNA, 4983 nt
Organism: Larimichthys crocea (large yellow croaker)
Lineage: Eukaryota; Metazoa; Chordata; Actinopteri; Sciaenidae
Product: neurofilament heavy polypeptide
Exons: 32
Coding region: 1-2577 (858 amino acids)
Source: RefSeq, a predicted model, not a curated record